Bemisia tabaci is the source of this 5256-nucleotide messenger RNA. Its product is annotated as myogenesis-regulating glycosidase. NCBI's taxonomy places the organism in Eukaryota, Metazoa, Arthropoda, Insecta, Hemiptera, Aleyrodidae. Gene Ontology annotation, biological process: carbohydrate metabolic process. Gene Ontology annotation, molecular function: hydrolase activity, hydrolyzing O-glycosyl compounds. The record is from RefSeq and is a predicted model, not a curated record.
CAGCGCCGUGUUUACCGCCGUCGACGAACCAGUCGGCACCGAUUCGUGAAACGAACCGAGCUCAGGUUCAAGUGAAUUUCUAAAGCUUUCAUUUUGUCUGCGUUUUUCCCCUUUUUAAAAACCGGGAUGUCCUCAUUUUUUGACGUGCUCGAAAUAUCCUAACCGUAUGGUUUUCUGUGUUGGCGCGAAUGUACAUUCUUUCUUGUCUAGUGUGCCUCGGACUCCUUCUCUGAUCCAGAGAAACGCUGAUGUGAUCUGGUUUACGCAUGGCUAGAGUCUAAAAUAUACCUAACCAGUAUUAUCUUCGUUACCUCUCUCCCAUACGAUAAGGGAGUUAAAUCCCUCUCCACACUAUCGUGACUUUAUGACCAUGGCUUGGGGCACCGGUUACGUCGGAGUUUUUGUGAUAUUGGUUGCAGUCCAUUCGGCUCUCUCCGCUCUUCCACAGUCGUUUAAAAUUGAUCUGGGGAAUUUCAAAGUAAAGGUGGAGGAUGAAUCCUUGCUCGCAGGUUUCGAUGUAUCAGCCUCCCUUGGCGAGGGAGAGCAAGAGCGAGAAAAAACAGGGAAAAAACAAUACCCGUUUGAGCUUGGAGUCCAGCUAAUAAAUUAUGAUAUGAAACCCAGCGAUGCUAAAAAUAUCGGUGAGAACAAAGUCAAAUUUGGAGAGCACACCACUCUGGAGCUAAAACACACCGAAGGAGAGGAGAAAUGCAUGGAGGUCAACUGGAUUUCCUCUGAUAACCAUCAUGCACUCGAGGAUUGUUUCCAGUUGUCACCUCAUAAUUGGUUCGGAGGACCGGAGAACUCAACCCAACGUUUGCCGCUAGAAGGGGCCACAUUUCAGACAAACUCAUACGUCACCAAAGCCAUCUACGACCAAGCCAUAUGCGAGCCUUACUGGUUGAAUUCAGAGGGUCUCUUGAUAUACGUCAACCAAAGUGUACCACUGUUCAUCGACCAAAACCACCAUAGGAAGGACUCGUUCUGUCUGCUCGCCAAAAACGCUCCACCUUACUUCAGAAGCAAGGAAAUCGUCCUGAAAUACACGUUGUGUAAGUUUGAGAACCCCCGUGUGGCUCAUGAAUUCGCGAUCAGAAAGUUCCUCGGGAAACCGUCGGGUAUCCCGGAUGAAAGAAUGAUAAGAGAUCCCAUCUGGUCAACGUGGGCAAAAUACAAGACGAAGAUCGACGAGGAAGUGGUCCUGGAAUACGCCACAAAUAUCCGGAACAAUGGCUUCAACAAUAGUCAGCUUGAGAUCGACGACUUUUGGGAAACGUGCUACGGGAGUUUAUCCUUCAACGAAACGACCUUUCCCAACAUGAAACGGCUGACCUCCAAGUUGAAUCAAAUGGGUUUCAGGACCACGAUAUGGGUUCAUCCUUUCAUCAACGCCGACUGCGAAACGCACAAGGAGGCUGCAGAUAAAGGCUAUCUCGUGAGAAACACAGAGGGGAACACCACAACCACCUGGUGGAACGGUCUUCGAGCGGGCUACGUCGACUUUCGAAACCCAGCCGCGGCGGAUUGGUUCGAAAAACGAUUGAAGAAUGUAUUAUCAGAGGGUGGGAUCGAUUCCUUUAAAUUCGAUGCCGGCGAAAGUAGUUGGUCUCCGCAAGUCACUGAUCUGAAUGGUCCGGAGGCGGAGCAGCCGGAGUUGAUCACCCGAAAAUAUGUUGAGUUCGCCGCUAAAUUCGGUCGGCAGAUCGAAGUUCGCACGGGAAGAGGCACCCAGCACCUUCCCGUUUUCGUUCGCAUGGUGGACAGGGACUCGAAAUGGGGAGAUGAGCCUUUGGGCAUACACACUGUUAUCACGACCACACUGCAAAUGAACUUGAAUGGAUAUCCUUUCGUUUUGCCUGAUAUGGUUGGAGGCAACGCCUACCGCGAUGAGAAAAUCAGCAAGGAAUUGUUCAUCCGAUUCCUGCAAGUCAAUGUCUUCCUACCGGCCGUUCAGUUUUCAACCCCUCCUUGGGAUUUCGAUGCUGAGACCAUUGAGCUGACCAAAAAAUUCAUGGCUUUGCGCUACGAGUAUGUUGAUACGAUAAUUUCGUUAAUGAGAAAAACAGUGGAAACCGGCCAACCAGUUAACACGCCGAUUUGGUGGGUGGAUCCCACGGACCGAAUAGCUCAUGGAAUCAACUCAGAGUUUAUGCUGGGUGAAAAUAUCCUCAUCGCGCCAGUUUUAGAGAAAGGCGCCACCAGCCGUGACAUUUAUUUGCCGAAGGGUCAAUGGCGAGAUGAAGCUAAGAUUGAUAAACCAGUGAUCGUGGGUCCAGUGUGGCUGACAAAUUACCCCGCUGCUUUGGAUACGCUCCCAUACUUCACUCGCAUCGCAUCUGGUGUUGGACCAAGCUCACAAGCAGCUCUCUUCUUGCUGGUCUUUUUUUCCUCCCUCAUCAUCAUUUUCCGAUGAAGUCAGACACGCAGCUUUAACGCUGGGAGCUAUGGCCCAUGUUACACGAAGCAUAAUUGAAUCAGAAUCUGUUAGACGGGCAUAAGUCCAAAAACUCAUGAUCCAUAGCGUCCUGCGUGAUCAACGAAAGCCAGGGCUCAUGAUUUUUUGAACUUACACCAGUCUACCAGACACCGAUUCAAUUGAAAAACUUGUACCCGAAAGUUUGCGAGAAGCACGCUUAGACUGAUCGCAUGCCAUUAGUUUGUAUCUCAUUCUCAGGGGUGGUGCUAGGAGUCUACAUCAAAUCAUUUUACGCACUUUUAGAGUGCAACAGGAAAUCAGCUUUCCUCAUGUUUAGCAUUUAUUGUAAAUAAAAGAAUCAAGAUAGCGGAUCCUCUGUCUCAAUCUAAAAGUGAGUGCUAUUUGGCGUGGACUUCGUUAAAUUGGGGACUCGGGUGAAAAAAGGGCAUUUCUCCGUUAAAGUGUUUCGGGAUCUUCACCAGCAACUUCUUAUUUUGUGGGCUUGAUCAUUAAACUCGGGACUUGUACUAUAGACAUCGAAAUUAUGAAAAAUAAUCAGAUUUUCCACGUCUCUGCCAACAUUUUUCUCCCCUGAUUCUGAGAAUAAAAAAAAAAAAAUCUGAAAUACUGAAAUUAAAAAAUGCCCUUUUUGCACUCCGAUCCUCCAAUUACUUCGAUGGCCAAAGUGCGAAACCACGUAUCUCCAUUUGCGACAUCACAGACUUCCUGCCAUACUUUAUGUUUUCUUCGGGAAACUAGUCAACGUAAAUUCCUGAAAACCUCCUUGGUUUUUUUUCUCUGCCAGCAGAAUAGUUUGUACCUGAAUUUCAAACUAUGAAGUUUGCUUGUUUCUCUUCGAAAAAAUAAAAUAGGAGCAGAGAUCUUGAAACACCGUAAUGGAGAUAUGAGGUUUAGCAUUCGGCCAUCGACAUGUCAUUUGUUUUCAUAAUGUGGUACCACCAUUAUUUUUUUAAAGUUAUUUAUCUAAUUAAAAGAUUAUGUCAAUUAUACUUACCUAUAGACUGAGUUAGCGCAGUGACUAUAAUUUAUUUUAAGUUUUUUUUUUUUUUUUUUUUUUUUUUUUUUUUUUAAAUCCAAAUAUUUGGAUACGUCUGGUAAAUUCACUGUCGAUGUGCUGACUCCUUGUGAGACCGCCGAGAAUCCAAGUGGAAAACGAAGCCACAACUCACAAAAAAAAUCGAACAGGUUAUACGAAGAGAGGUGUAUACGCGCCAAAUAUCAGAAAUUGAGUUUUCGACAGAAAAUUAUUUUUUUAGAGUGGGCGCACAUUAGUACCGAGAGAUUUUAUAUCAAAAUUGCUUUUGGGGCAUCUUUUUUGAAAAUUUGAAUACCUGCUGUAAUAUAAAAAGGCAUAGUCCUCGAGCCACCUCUCCAAAUGCAGGGUUGAUAAAAAAGACGAGUGAGGGCACAACCUAUAAUUUUUAAUAUUUUAUUAAGCACGCAUGCUAUUUGACUGUUAUGAUACUGCAAAAAAUGAGGCACUACUGAGCGGUUUUGUGAAAGAAGGGCGUAUCCAUCAAAAUUUUAAAAUUUGCAUUUUUUGCCCAAUUAUCCGACGUUCCUUGAUCAACCGCGGUCUUAUCAUAGAUUGUAUGUAGAAGAGUGGUUGGUUUUCUCGAACAGAAAUAUGAAGAACUGACGAAGAAAUCAAUUUUUUUAUGUUUUAUCGAAACUUGACUUUUGACCGUUACGUCAUUCUUCAAAUAAGCCGAACAAUUGAGCUAUCGUUUGAGCCUAGAGCAUCAAAAAUUGCCUUCAUUCACAUACGAUACCAGCACAGCUACGUUCAAGCACGAACAGUUGCUCGUUCGAGUUUUGUUCCCUCUUCCCAACUCGGCUCACCAGUCACAAAUGGACGUAUUUAUGCUAAAAAGAACUAUGUUACACGCAAACCCUAUGCACAUAGUUCAUUUUAGCAUAAAUACAUCCAAAUGUUCAAAAAAGGAAACGUAUCGACGGUGAAACUUCCAAACAAUCCAAACAACAUAUCUCGGUUUGCGACGUUGCAGACUUCCUGCCAUACCUAAUUUAUUUUUAAAGUGGAAAACUACUCAACGGCUAUUCUUAAAAGCUGCCGUGACCCUUUUCUUUGUGCGCAAAAAAUUCUGUGAAAACUUCAAGGAAUAAUGAUGUUAACUUUUUCUCCUUUAAAAAAAUAAAAAUAGGAUCGGGGAUUUCCAAAUACUGCAAAUGAGGUAUGUGGUUCGGGAAUUUCACCGUCCAUAUAUGCGUUAUCAAUUACCUACUUCUCUAGUCUUCCUCUUGUUCUAUUGAUAUAAUCACUCAUUUUAACUAAACUAUGGCAAGACUAGAAAAAAGGGAAUUUUCACAGUGACAGUUUUCUCAGUGAAAUGGGAACGAGGACAAAUGUCGAGUUUCAGCCUCAAGAAAACAAUACAUAAAAUAACCAUUGUAUUUCCUGUCUGUCUAAUGUAAAUGAGGUAUUCUUUGAAUUUGUUACUUUUUAAUUUGUCAUGAUGAGAUAUAUAGUAUUUGUCUCCCUUUUUAGCACAGUCCAGAUCAUUCAACCCUAUUACUAUCUGAAAUUACCUACAAUUUUUGUAUUUUAUUUUUCUAGUUAUUUGUACUUUUUUUUUAGUUUACGGUAUUUCUAUUGGUUAUUAUUUUAAAUACGCAGCACCGUCAAAUUUUAUUGCAACUAUGAUUACGGACGACAGGCCGUUUCAGAAAAAGCAUUGAAUGAUGUGAGUAAAAUUAUGUAAAAAGUUGUAAAAAGAGAACAUCUUACGAGUAGGUACCUAUGCAAUUCAUUUUUUUAUGAUUCAGUUACACGUACAUUAAAACGGAUAUAUAAAAAU